AUGGCGGCGAGUAAAAUAAACGUGCUCAUCACCAGUUUCGCUGGAACUGGCCUCCCUCCGACCCUCUCUCUUGCUUUGCCACCAGCAACGCCCAUCACCACCCUCCUCGACGAACUCGACAGCCGGCUGCCCCCAUCCGCCACUACCUCAAACACCCGCCUCUUCCUAACAACUCUCUCCAACCGCUCCAUCCCGCUGACCUCCACUCUGCCCAUCUCCCACUACCUCCCCACCACCGAAGACCAUUCCACCCGCCACCUCCAAAAUGCCACCACAAACAACAUCCUCUCCCUACGUCUCUCAGCCGCCCUACCCGGCGGCAAGGGCGGUUUCGGCUCACAACUCCGGGCGGCGGGCGGGCGCAUGUCGAAGCGCAAGAAGGGGGCGGGGGGCGCGGAGGAGCAUGGGUCGUCGCGCAACCUGGACGGGCGGCGGCUGCGCACGGUGACGGAGGCCAAGGCGCUGGCCGAGUACCUGGCCAUCAAGCCCGAGAUGGAGCGGCGCGAGAAGGAGAAGCGCCGCCAGCGCUGGCAGGAGAUCGUCGAGACCACGGAGCGCCGCCAGGACGAGAUCAAGUACGGCAGCCGCCAGGUCGGGCUGGAUGGGAAGUGGGUGGAGGAUAAGGAGGAGGCGGGCGAGAGGACGCGUGAGGCCGUGUUGGAGGUGAUGCGGAAGGGGGUGUAUCGUGAUAAUUUAGUUGGGGAGCGGGGUGCUGGGGGGAGUGGGUCAUCGGCGGAUGAAGAAGGGGAGGAUGAUGAGGUUAUGCAAGAUGGGGACGGGGAGGGGAGUGGUAGUUCGAAGGCGACCACUCCUCCUUCGGAUCUGGAACCGGCGGCUGAUGUCAAGGGAAAGGGAAAGGAGAAAGAGAAGGAUGUUGUGAAGACGAAUGGUAAUGGAAACGGAAAGGGGCAGGCGAGGAAGUUUCUUGGGUUUGAUGAGGAUGAUGAGUUUAUGAGCUCGUCUGAUGAGAGCGAAGGCGGAGGAGUGGAGGCGUAA
Chaetomium globosum CBS 148.51 is the source of this 996-nucleotide messenger RNA. RefSeq lists its product as uncharacterized. The record is from RefSeq and is a predicted model, not a curated record. The coding region runs from base 1 to 996 and encodes 331 amino acids. The transcript has a single exon. Lineage: Eukaryota; Fungi; Ascomycota; Sordariomycetes; Sordariales; Chaetomiaceae. Gene Ontology annotation, cellular component: nucleus.